UUGCGGGGCGCGUGCGCAGCAGAGCUGUUGGGUGGUGCUACUGCUGCGGCGGUGCUCACCGGGUUCGUGUUCCCGGCAUGGGCAUUUCGCUGUCUUCGCUGCUGACUGUGCUGUCGCUCUUCUCCGGCCGGUGGCUCGAACUAGCAGGAAAUGGGCAGACAACCAACAUGGUCCAGCUACCAGGUGGGAGAUUCCAGAUGGGAACCAAUUCACCAGACGGCAGAGAUGGUGAAGGACCUGUCCGUGAGGUGACGGUAAAACCCUUUGCCAUCGACAUAUUUCCUGUCACCAACAAAGACUUCAGGGAGUUUGUCAGGGAGAAAAAGUACCGCACAGAGGCUGAGGUGUUUGGGUGGAGCUUUGUCUUUGAGGACCUUGUCUCUGAUGAGCUUAGAAACAAAGCAACCCAGAGAAUGCAGUCUCUCCUCUGGUGGCUCCCCAUGGAAAGGGCAUUCUGGAGGCAGCCUGCAGGUCCUGGCUCUGGCAUCCGAGAGAAACUGGAGUUCCCAGUGGUACACGUGAGCUGGAAUGAUGCCCGUGCCUACUGUGCUUGGCGGGGGAAACGGCUGCCCACUGAGGAAGAGUGGGAAUUUGCUGCCCGAGGGGGCUUGAAGGGUCAGGUGUAUCCCUGGGGAAACAAGUUCCAGCCAAACCGCACCAACCUGUGGCAGGGAAAGUUCCCCAAGGGCGACAAGGCUGAGGAUGGCUUCCACGGCGUCUCCCCCGUGAAUGCCUUCCCCCCACAGAACGACUACGGGCUCUAUGACCUCAUGGGCAACGUAUGGGAGUGGACGGCGUCACAGUACCAGGCUGCCGACCAGGACAUGCGUGUCCUCCGGGGGGCGUCCUGGAUCGACACAGCCGACGGCUCUGCCAACCACCGGGCACGUGUCACCACCAGGAUGGGCAACACUCCGGAUUCCGCCUCAGACAACCUAGGCUUCCGCUGCGCUUCCAGUGCAGGCCGACCUCCCGGAGAGCUGUGAGUGGCCAUGCAGAAACCAGAAGCGUGGCACCCAGGCCACUCCCCGGCCACAUUCCAAACACAGCCAGACUCCGGAUGACCUCCAUCCCCUUCCCCAUCCUCUGUGACAGGCACCUCUCCCCAGGGCAGGAAAGGACCCUGACCUCCACAGAGGGGUGACACUGUGUCUUGGAGAAGAGGCCCAACUUAUUGAUUGUGGCCAGGAGCUGGAUGUUUCUCUUAGAGGUCAGAUAUUGACCAUAUAGGGGCUACAUAUUCAAACAGCUGGGUCACAGUGCUCAGAAAGGCAGUUUGUGAAAAAAAUUUUCAAUCUGCUCCUUCCCCUUUCAUGAUGUCUGACCCAGGGAUCUGACAUUAUUCAAGGCAGAAUCUCUCCCAACCCAGGAAUCGAACCAGGGUCUCAUGCAUUGCAGGCGGAUUCUUUACCAACUGAGCUCUCAGGGAAUCCAGAAUCUCCCCAGGCCUCUUUGUUUUGCCAGCAAGUUGCCAUAGAAAGAAAAUUAUUCCUUUAUUUGCCUUAUUUGUGGGGUUUCACACAUCUCCGAGGGAACCUGGUUUCCAGCAUGUGAAAUGCAGUUCCGUGGGCUCUUUAAAGCUCAGUGUCAGUCUUAAAAGGGUCUAGGAGAACCAUGGAUUUACCAGGUGAGACUGUGCACCAUGGGAGUCACAGAAUGAGUAGUACUCAGAAGAAACAGCAGAUGAUUCCCUUUCUAUUGUUAAUUAUGCAAGGGCUCUAUACACAUGCCUCUAUACACAUCACCAGAGAAGAACCUGCUCCCAUAGUGUCACUGGAUAUUGUGGGGUCAGUAAAAGUCGCCUGUGAUUGUGA
This is a messenger RNA of Capra hircus (goat), 1814 nucleotides long. It is a transcript of the gene SUMF2, whose product is annotated as sulfatase modifying factor 2. The record is from RefSeq and is a predicted model, not a curated record. Gene Ontology annotation, cellular component: endoplasmic reticulum. The coding region runs from base 78 to 986 and encodes 302 amino acids. The transcript has 9 exons. NCBI's taxonomy places the organism in Eukaryota, Metazoa, Chordata, Mammalia, Artiodactyla, Bovidae.